Chelonus insularis is the source of this 1715-nucleotide messenger RNA. It is a transcript of the gene Dbx, whose product is annotated as Dbx. The record is from RefSeq and is a predicted model, not a curated record. Gene Ontology annotation, biological process: regulation of transcription by RNA polymerase II. Lineage: Eukaryota; Metazoa; Arthropoda; Insecta; Hymenoptera; Braconidae. Gene Ontology annotation, molecular function: DNA binding; DNA-binding transcription factor activity, RNA polymerase II-specific. The coding region runs from base 1 to 1410 and encodes 469 amino acids. The transcript is spliced from 4 exons.
AUGAUACCUUCUUCUGCAGCAGCGAUGUUAAAGAAUCUGGAGCAAAGAACAGCUUCUAAUUUUCUUAUGGAAAAUCUUCUUCAGAGCAAAGGUACACCUAGUCCUGAAUUUAGCCUGACCUUGAACUGGGCUGCAAGUUUGAUGGCCAGACAGAGAGAGAAAGAAGCCACAAGUAACCUUGGGCUGAAUAAAAAAUUGGGAAGAGAUAUUGAUGAUGUGGAGGAAGAUAAUUCUGUCAGAAUAGAUGUUGAUUUAGGAACUGAAACAGAACCAGAGACUGAUGGUGAAGACAGAGUGACACCGAUUCGAGAUAACUUGAGGAGGAUUAAAAUUGAAGAAGAUCGUUUUCAUGAAGAUGAGAGGACUAGAGAUAUGGAAGUUGACAGAGACUGGAUAGGUUUCGAUCACUUGAAUGAUUCAAACAGAAUGACAACAAGAACAGAUGAUAGGAUAGGUGCUGAAGAGAAUUGCAACAAUGAUGAUCAGUGUAGUCGACCAAGUCCAGUGCAUCCUUUUACAUCUUCAAGCACAGAAUCACGAGGUAUCCAAGCGAAAGAGAGGCUGGAGCUCAAGUUCGGUGUGAAGGCGAUUCUAGCGGAUAAUUACAUGCCGCGUAGAAACACGGAUAAUUUACAAGCAUUGCAACAAGCAAGUGGUUUGCCAACAGCGAGCACACCAGGAUUUUCACACAGUCUCCAAAGUUCGCCACCAAUUCAAGCAGCUUAUGCAGCUGGAAUAGCUAAACCUAUUGCACGACCAACGGCAUAUCAUCCUCAUCACCCACCACACCCCAGCCAUCCAUCAGGACCAACACAGCACCACUUCACAGCCCAUGCACAUCAUACUCUUCAGCUACUAGCUUGUCGAGGACCUUAUUUAACCACAAACAACCCAGCUAGUGGUCAUUUAUCAGGAACAACUACAGUAGUUGGAGGAUCAUUUGCAAGUGGAAUGCAACCAGGAAUCGGUGAUCUCGCCGGAAUGAGUGCAAUGUGUUUUCCAUGGGCUACAAGUGCUCGUGGAAGACCUCGAAAAGGUAUGAUGAGGAGAGCUGUUUUCUCCGACACCCAGAGACAAGGUCUAGAAAAACGAUUCCAGCUUCAAAAGUACAUCAGCAAACCUGACCGAAAAAAGCUAGCAGAAAGACUAGGACUCAAAGACUCCCAGGUGAAGAUCUGGUUCCAAAACCGUCGGAUGAAAUGGAGGAAUAACAAAGAGAGGGAACUGAUGGCAUCAGGUGGUUCUCGUGAACAAACACUUCCAAACAAAAACAAUCCAAAUCCAGAUUUAAGUGAUACUAAUAAUGAUCGAACACGAAUUGAUCUCAAUAAUGCCAGUCCUUUAUCGAGCCCACGACGAGCUGAAGAAUUUACUGACAAUGAAGAGAAUGAAGAAAUAAACGUCACGUGAUAGAAAAAAAAUUUUAUUUUAUAGGGAGACCAUUUCAAGUAAUUUUUAUAAAUCGUGAAUAAAAUUUACGAGAUAAAAUAAAAUUUUUGAACAGUGGAAAAAAGUGAAGUCGAUAAAUAAUGUGUAAUAUAUUGUAAUUAUUAUAUAGUAUUUAAUGUAUUUAAUUCUAAAAAUCUCUUAAUUUAUCUUUAAAACAAAUUAAAAUUUUAAAAAAGGGCAAUCCUUGUACUUUUGACGCAAAUGUCCAAUUUCAACUAAAUCUAAUUCUUAAGAUUAUUAUGAUGAAUGUGAUUAUUCGAGGGAGA